Elephantulus edwardii (Cape elephant shrew) is the source of this 4977-nucleotide messenger RNA. RefSeq lists its product as uncharacterized. NCBI's taxonomy places the organism in Eukaryota, Metazoa, Chordata, Mammalia, Macroscelidea, Macroscelididae. Gene Ontology annotation, cellular component: plasma membrane. Gene Ontology annotation, biological process: homophilic cell-cell adhesion. Gene Ontology annotation, molecular function: calcium ion binding. The record is from RefSeq and is a predicted model, not a curated record. The transcript has 3 exons. Bases 1 to 4977 code for a protein of 1658 amino acids.
AUGGCGGUGCGGCGGAGAGGCGGGGACAACAGAGGAUUCUUCUUGCUCUUCAUUGUCCUGGGGACCUUGUGGAAUGUCAGGGCCGGACGUAUAAGGUAUUCUGUUCCAGAGGAGACAGACAAAGGGUCUUUUGUGGGAAACAUUGCCAAAGACCUGGGGCUGGAGCCUAGGGAGCUGGUGGAGCGCGGAGUCCGCAUUGUCUCCAGAGGUAAGACGCAGCUUUUCGCUCUGAACCCGCGAAGCGGCGGCCUGGUCACCGCGGGGAGGAUUGACCGGGAGGAGCUCUGCGCCCAGAACGCGCGGUGUCUGGUGGAUUUUAACAUCCUGAUGGAAGACAAAAUGAAUCUUUACCCUGUUGAAGUGGAAAUAAUAGAUGUUAAUGAUAAUGCUCCUAGAUUCUUGUCAGAAGAAAUGAAUGUGAAAAUAAUGGAGAAUACAGCUUCUGGAGUGCGCUUUCCAUUAAUUGAGGCUACAGAUCCUGAUGUGGGCACGAACUCCCUCCAGAGUUACCAGCUCAGCCCCAAUCAUCACUUCUCCUUGGUUGUGCAAACUGGAGAAGAUGGAACUAAGUACCCAGAACUGGUGCUGGAGCAGCUGCUGGAUCGGGAGGACAAAGCGGUUCACCAUCUUCUCCUCACGGCCUCUGAUGGAGGAGACCCGCUCAGAUCCGGCACCGCGCUCAUCCACGUGACAGUGGUGGACGUAAAUGAUCAUGCCCCAGUCUUCUCUUUGCCCCAGUACCGAGUGACGGUCCCUGAAAACGUCCCAGUGGGCACAACUUUGCUCACGGUAAAUGCAAUAGAUCUGGAUGACGGAAUCAAUGGGGAAGUAACAUAUUCUUUUUGGAAAAUAACUAAAAAAAUUCUUCAAAUAUUCCAACUGAACGCCCUUACAGGUGAAUUAUCGACUUUACAAGGCCUAGAUUAUGAGGAAUCUGGCAUUUAUGAAAUGGAAGUCCAGGCUCAGGAUGGCGCUGGAAGUCUGACAAGAACAAAAGUACUGAUCACAGUUUUCGAUGUGAAUGACAACGCUCCAGAAGUGACUGUAACGUCUGCGAGCAGUUCAGUCCCUGAGGAUGCGCCUCCUGGGACGGUGGUUGCUCUUUUCUACCUACAAGACCGAGAUUCCGGGAAGAAUGGCGAGGUGACCUGCACCAUUCAAGAAAAUCUGCCUUUUCAAUUAGAAAGAUCAAUAGACAAUUAUUACAGAUUGGUGACAUCGAGGAACUUGGACCGGGAAAGGCUUUCUAUCUAUAACAUCACAGUGAAAGCCGUUGAUGGCGGGACUCCUCCCCUGUCCACGGAAACUCACAUCGCUCUACACGUGGUCGACACCAACGACAACCCUCCUGCCUUCUCCCACGCGUCCUACUCGGUCUUCGUCCCCGAGAACAACCCCAGAGGAGCCUCCAUCUACUCGGUGACCGCCCAUGACCCCGACAGCAACGAGAACGCCCAGGUUAUUUACUCCUUGGUGGAAGAUACCCUCCAGGGGGCGCCCGUCUCCUCCUACGUCUCCAUCAACUCCGACACCGGCGUCCUUUACGCGCUGCAAUCCUUUGACUACGAGCAGUUUCAAAACCUCCAACUUACGGUGACUGCGCGCGAUAGCGGUGACCCACCGCUCAGCAGCGACGUGUCGCUGAACUUGUUUAUACUGGAUAAAAACGACAAUGCGCCGGAGAUCCUGUACCCCACCUUCCCCACUGAUGGCUCCACCGGCAUGGACCUGGCGCCUCGCUCCGCAGAGCCCGGCUACCUGGUGACCAAGGUGGUGGCGGUGGACAGAGACUCGGGUCAGAACGCCUGGCUGUCCUACCGCCUGCUCAAAGCCAGCGAACCAGGGCUGUUCGCGAUGGGGGUGCAUACGGGCGAGGUGCGCACUGCUCGGGCCCUGCAGGACAGAGACGCGCUCAAGCACAGUCUGGUAGUGGCUGUCCAGGACCACGGCCAGCCCCCUCUCUCGGCCACUGUCACGCUCACCGUGGCCGUGGCCGACAGCAUCCCCGAUGUGCUCGCUGACCUGGGCAGCCUGGAGUCUCCCACCAACCAAGACGACGCUGGCCUCACGCUGUACCUGGUGGUGGCCGUGGCUGCUGUCUCCUGUGUAUUUCUCGCCUUUGUCAUCGUGCUGAUGGCGCUCAGGCUGAGGCGCUGGCACACAUCGCGCCUGCUCCAGGCGUCAGGGUGUGGAUUAGCGGAUGUGCCCGCCUCCCACUUUGUGGGCGUGGACGGGGUGCGGGCCUUCCUGCAGACCUAUUCCCACGAGGUCUCCCUUACCGCGGACUCGCGCAAGAGCCACCUGAUCUUCCCGCAGCCCAACUAUGCGGACACGCUCAUCAGCCAAGACAGCUGUGAGAAAAGCGAGCCCUUGUUACCACCUAUAGAUUUCCAUGAAUGUAAGGAUGGCGCUCCUAAUUCUCAGUGCGGACUCUGGGCGCCGCUGUUGGCCAAUAUGGAGAGUCUGGCGCCCCAGAUCCCGCGCAGCCGCACCAAGAUUUUCAGUGUAACCUCCACUGACUCGCUUGCGCUGGUGAGCAAACCUCGGGAAGCCAGAGGGAUGGGGAGCGGCGCUGGGGAGCGGGGCUGGGCGGAGAGGCGGCGAGCGCUCUUUCCCUUCCUGCUGUCUUUGUUCAGCCUGGCGCUCUCAGAGCAGAUUCGCUACAAGAUUCCCGAGGAAAUGCCCAAGGGCUCGAUGGUGGGGAACCUGGCCAAGGACCUGGGCCUCAGUGUCCAGGAGUUACCGACUCGAAAACUGCGGGUCAGUUCGGAGAAGCCUUUCUUCACUGUGAGCGGGGAGAGUGGGGAGUUACUUGUGAGCAGCAGGCUAGACCGGGAGCAGAUCUGUGGGAAGAAGCAGGCUUGUGCUCUGGAAUUUGAGGCUGUUGCUGAAAACCCAUUGAAUUUUUAUCAUGUGAAUGUGGAGAUCGAGGAUAUCAAUGACCACACGCCAAAGUUCACGCAAAAGGCCUUUGAACUUCAAGUAAGCGAGUCCACAAAGCCAGGCGCACGGUUUAUCUUGGGAUCUGCCUAUGAUGCGGAUAUUGGUAUCAACUCUCUACAGAAUUAUCAGCUCAGUCCCAAUGAUCAUUUUUCACUUGUAAACAAGGAGAAAUUAGAUGGAAGUAAGUACCCUGAACUGGUACUGAAGACUCUUUUGGAUCGAGAAGAGCAGAAGGCCUACCACCUGACCUUAACUGCAGUGGAUGGCGGGGACCCGCCGCUGAGCAGCACCGCGCAGAUCCAGGUUCUAGUGACAGACGCCAAUGAUAACGCACCAGUGUUCAGCCAAGACGUAUAUAGGGUGGGCCUGCGGGAGAGCGUGUCCCCGGGGACGAGUGUCCUCCAGGUGUUCGCCACUGACCAGGAUGAAGGUGUCAAUGCAGAGGUCACUUUCUCAUUCAGUGAAGCGGACCAGAUUACUCAGUUUUCUGUGGAUUCAAGCACUGGCAUAAUUACUACUCUAAAUAUGUUAGAUUUUGAAGAAGUCAAAGAAUACUCCAUGAUUUUGGAAGCAAGGGAUGGUGGCGGGAUGAUUGCACAAUGUACGGUAGAGAUAGAAGUCCUAGAUGACAACGACAAUGUCCCAGAAGUGAUAUUCCAGACUCUACCUGACUUAAUUAUGGAGGACACCGAGCGAGGAACGUACAUUGCUUUGCUCAAAGUUCGUGACAAGGACUCUGGAGAAAAUGGAGAAGUUACUUGUAAAUUAGAAGGUGAUAGUCCAUUUAAAAUACUCACUUCUUCAAGAAACACGUACAAAUUAGUGACAGAUGGGGUUUUAGAUCGAGAGCGCACUGCUGAGUACAAUGUCACCAUCACAGUCACCGACAAGGGCAAGCCACCACUCUCCUCCAGCAUAAAAGUCAUCUUGCACAUCGGGGAUGUCAAUGACAACUCUCCAGUGUUCCAUCAAGCCUCUUAUGCUGUCCACGUGGCUGAGAACAACCCUCCUGGGGCCUCUAUCGGUCAAGUCAGCGCCUCUGAUCCGGAUCUGGGCCCCAAUGGCCAGAUCUCUUACUCCAUCGUGGCCAGCGACCUGGAGCCUCACGCGCUGUCCUCCUACGUGUCCGUGAGCGCGCACAGCGGGGUGGUGUUCGCGCAGCGCGCCUUUGACCACGAGCAGCUGCGAGCCUUCCAGCUGACGCUGCAGGCGCGUGACCAGGGCUCGCCCUCGCUCAGCGCCAACGUGAGCCUGCGCGUGCUGGUGGGAGACCGCAAUGACAAUGCGCCCAGGGUGCUGUACCCGGUGCUGGGACCCGAUAGCUCAGCGCUCUUUGACACGGUGCCACGCGCCGCGCAGCCGGGCUACCUGGUCACCAAGGUGGUGGCGGUGGAUGCGGACUCUGGGCACAACGCCUGGCUUUCCUACCACGUGCUGCAGGCCAGCGAGCCCGGGCUCUUCAACGUGGGGCUGCGCACGGGCGAGGUGCGCACAGCUCGCGUCUUGGGUGACAGAGACCCUGCCCGUCAUCGUUUGCUGGUCACUGUGCGUGAUGGAGGUCAGCCGCCUCUCUCUGCCACAGCCACGCUGCUCCUGGUCUUUGCAGACAGCCUGCAGGAGGCGCUGCCGGACCUCAGUGAACGCCCAGUGUCCUCAGAUCCGCAGGCGGAGCUCCAGUUCUAUCUGGUCUUGGCUUUGGCCUUGAUCUCUGUGCUCUUCCUCCUCGCCGUUAUUCUGGCGAUUGCUCUGCGCCUGAGACGUUCCUCUAGUUCUUCAGCCUGGGGCUGCUUUCAGCCAAGUCUUUGUUCCAAGACUGGACCUGGAGUUCUCCCCAACUACAACGAAGGAACUUUACCCUAUUCCUACAAUCUGUGUGUUGCACAGAUGGGGAAAACAGAAUUUAAUUUCCUUAAAUGUAGUGAGCAGCUGGAUUCAAGACAAGACAUACUCUGUGGCGAUUCAUCUGGAGCUCUAUUUCCCUUGUUCAAUCCCGAUGAAUCGACUUCCCAUACGGUGAGUUUCCUUAAAACGUAA